AUGAAGUGGGGCCCUAAAGUGGUAACCUGCCUAGGGUCCCGUGGAACCUUAAACUUGCCGUGUGGCUCAGAGGGUCCGGUAUAUAUUUCGGAAAUCUCCCACGGUGGGGUCAGGGGUGCACUUGGAGCCUGUCCCCAGAUAAUGGCAGUUAUUGGGGCUCUCGUUCUUUAUGCAUUUGGGAAUUUCUUGUCAUGGCGGUGGUUGGCCGUGGUUGGCGAGGUUCCUGUAUUUAUAAUGCUUGUCCUUAUGUGCUUCAUGCCUGAAUCGCCUCGCUUCCUGAUCUCCAAAGGCAAAGAAGAUGAAGCACUUGAUGCCCUGCGGUGGCUUCGAGGGGCUGACGCUGCGUAUCAAGAAGAAUGUGACAGAAUUAAUAACACCAUAUGCAUGACUAACUCACUGUCAUGUGCUGAAAUCGUGGACCCAUACUACUAUAAGCCCAUCCUCAUUGCUGUUCUUAUGAGAUUCCUGCAACAGCUCUCUGGUAUCUCAUCAAUCUUAACAUAUCUGGAGCCCAUCUUUGAGAGGACCUCUGUGACUUUGAAAGGUGGAAUUGACGCUGCCAUAGUGGGAGUUGCGAGGUUAGCUUCGGUGAUGGUUGCCGCAGUCAUUAUGGAUAAAGUUGGCAGGAGAAUACUACUCUUUACGUCUGGUUUAUUAAUGUUGGCCUCUUCUCUUGCCAUGGGACUAUACAUCCAUUUUACGAAGGACAUCGACCAUCGUCACGAUUCCACCAAUCUCACGGUCAUCACAGUUAACCAAGGCUCAUGUCCAGAUCCCAUUAACUAUGUGUCUUUCAUUCCGCUGAUCUGUAUUAUUGUCUAUGUUAUAGGCUAUGCCUUUGGCUGGGGACCCAUUACUUGGUUACUCAUGUCAGAGAUUUUUCCCUUGAAAUCACGAGGAUUGGCUUCUGGCUUCUGUGUCUUUGUCAGUUGGAUCACUGGGUUCGUUGUCACAGAGGCCUUUUUCCCAGUUGCUAAUGCCCUGGGACUAGAGACACUUUUCUUUUUCUUUACGGUUGUCUGCUGUUGUGGUCUCUUCUUUUCCUUCUGCUGUGUUCCGGAGACCAAAGGACGGACCUUGGAACAAAUCGAGUCCUUCUUUAGAACAGGACGUCGAUCAUUCAUGAGAUAG
Pelobates fuscus (common spadefoot toad) is the source of this 1131-nucleotide messenger RNA. RefSeq names its product solute carrier family 2, facilitated glucose transporter member 6-like. Gene Ontology annotation, cellular component: membrane. The record is from RefSeq and is a predicted model, not a curated record. Bases 1 to 1131 code for a protein of 376 amino acids. Lineage: Eukaryota; Metazoa; Chordata; Amphibia; Anura; Pelobatidae. Gene Ontology annotation, biological process: transmembrane transport. Gene Ontology annotation, molecular function: transmembrane transporter activity. The transcript has 8 exons.